This is a messenger RNA of Emiliania huxleyi CCMP1516, 1374 nucleotides long. RefSeq lists its product as hypothetical. Bases 1 to 1374 code for a protein of 457 amino acids. The record is from RefSeq and is a predicted model, not a curated record. The transcript is spliced from 7 exons. Gene Ontology annotation, cellular component: membrane. Lineage: Eukaryota; Haptophyta; Isochrysidales; Noelaerhabdaceae.
AUGCAGGGCGUGGCGGGCGGGCCGAGCACCUACGCGGUGAUGACGGUCUACUUUGGAGCGCUCGGCCUCGCUGCGUUGGCGCGCACCUACUUUCUCAAGGACCAGCUCGGCCUCUCUCCCGGCGAGCAGGCGGCUCUGAUGGGCGUCGUCUCGCUGCCGUGGGUGAUCAAGCCCGUGUACGGCUUCCUGACCGACGGGCUGCCCGUGUUCGGGUACCGCCGGAAGCCGUACCUCAUCCUCGCGGGCCUGCUCGGCUCCGCCUCAUGGGCCUCCCUCGCCACGGCGGUGGCGGCGUCGACGGUCGCGUCGCUGGGCGUCGCAAUGUCGGACGUGGUGGUCGACUCCCUCGUCGUCGAGCGGGCGAGGAUGACGAGCCCGCCUCCUCUUCAGCGGGAGGACGAGUCGGCGUCCUCGGGCGCGCUGCAGUCGCUCUGCUGGACGUGCCAGUCCGCGGGCGGCCUCGCCUCGGCCUACUUCUCCGGCUCGCUGCUCGAGACAAUGAGCCCGCAGCAGGUGUUUGCCAUCACCGCCGCGCUCCCCCUCGCCGUCGCCCUCAUCGCCCUCCAGCUCGACGAGAAGCGCGUCCCUCGCCUUGCCGCCACCUCGAGCCCGCUCGGCGAGUUCGUGCGGCUGACGAGCAGCCAGGGCGCGCUGCUGUGGCAGACGCUGCGGCAGAGGCAGGUGUGGCUGCCGACGCUCUUCGUCUUUCUGUGGCACGCCACGCCCUCGUGCGGCGACGCUUUCUUCUACUUCCUCACCGAGGACCUGCUGAUCGGACCAGAGUUCCUCGGGCGAGUUGGCACGUCGCUCGCCUCGAUCUUCGGCAUCUGGGUCUACCGCACCUACCUGCAGGAGGAGACGCUGCGUUGGACCACCGUCGCUUCCGCCCUGCUCGGCCUCUCUGCAGCGGCCCACAGAAGAGGGACCCGCCUCUCUCAGCUGCUGCUCGUCACACAUGCCAACCGCGCGCUCGGCAUCCCCGACACCGUCUUCACGUUCGGAGACGACUUGGUGCUGACCGUCCUCGGCCAGCUCGCCUUCAUGCCGCUCCUCGUCCUCGCCGCCUCGCUCUGCCCGCCCGGCGUCGAGGGCACCCUAUUCGCGCUGCUGAUGUCCACCUUCAACGCGGGCGGCAUCGUCGGCCGCGAGCUCGGCGCCGGCCUCACUGCUCUGCUCGGCGUGAGCUCGUCGUCGGCGGCGGGGGGCGCGACCGACUUUUCGAACCUGUUUACGCUGGUGCUGCUUUGUAACCUCGCGUCGCUGCUGCCGCUGCUCGCGCUCGGCUUCCUCGACGAGGCGCCCACCGGAGGCGCUGGAGGGGCGGCCGCCGCGGCCGCCGCCAGCGACGAGCCGGGCGGCGGGGCGGCGGGCUGA